This is a messenger RNA of Oreochromis aureus, 3393 nucleotides long. It is a transcript of the gene scn4ba, whose product is annotated as sodium channel, voltage-gated, type IV, beta a. The coding region runs from base 531 to 1232 and encodes 233 amino acids. Lineage: Eukaryota; Metazoa; Chordata; Actinopteri; Cichliformes; Cichlidae. The transcript is spliced from 5 exons. The record is from RefSeq and is a predicted model, not a curated record. Gene Ontology annotation, molecular function: transmembrane transporter binding; sodium channel regulator activity. Gene Ontology annotation, cellular component: membrane; voltage-gated sodium channel complex. Gene Ontology annotation, biological process: cardiac muscle cell action potential involved in contraction; regulation of ventricular cardiac muscle cell membrane repolarization; regulation of sodium ion transmembrane transporter activity.
GAGUGGUGCUGUCUGACACAACACUGCUACCCUGGUGCCGCUCUGCCUCGAUUCUCCUCUAUGCCUUUCGCCUCACACUCUGCUUUGCUGGAUAAUUACCACUGUGUCUGCCAGAGACAGCGACAGAGGACAGCAGAGGAGGGAGUCAAAGAAACAGAGAGGCUGCACUCUUCAUUCAACUGCUGCAUUCUUCAGUCUUUCCUUUCCUCUGCUUCCCCGGGCUGCCGGAGAGCGGUGCAAGGAACAACUUGAUGUGAGAGAGCUCCCUAAAGGAAUUUUAUCCUUCUCUCUUUUGCGCUUCCUCAUUCUGUUCAUUCCUGGGACAGAGUGCAGAGGAGGAGAGAAGAGGGAGGGACUGGGAGCAAGACUCUGCCUUCAGCUGCACAGCUCAGUGUCCCACCUUGGUCCAGAGGCAUAUAAGUCAAACACUCACAGUGACUGGCGGACAAGGAGACAGACUGACAGAGACACACAUUGUAUACAUAUAGACAGGCAGAGAAGAACAGAGACAGACAGGUGGUGUAGGUGUCAUGGCGUCAGUGGACAGCACUGGUUCAAGUGUCUCUGGUCGGCUGAGAUCAGGGGAUCUACUUCACGCUGGUCUGGCAGUUGCACUGCUGCUUGGCGUAUGGACUGUUGGUGGACUGGAAGUUUCCACAGGUAAAGUGUCUUCAAUCGAAGCAAUGAAUGGCUCCACGGUUUUGUUGCCCUGCACUUACUCUUCAUGUAUUGGCAUCGAAAAUCUCUACUUCAACUGGCAAUAUAAUGACAAUGGAACUCUCAUAAAGUUAUGUGAAGCGUUGAUCCCUAUGGAGGGUGUGGAGCCGAAGGUCCGUGUGCUCCAUGAGCGUGUUGAGUUUGUCGGCUCCUCAAAGAGAAACAACAUUUCGAUCUUGCUAUGGAAUAUCACCUUUGAAGAUGAAGGAGAGUACAUCUGUUUUGCCAGGAAUCCAAAAGAGAAGAACCGCAACCACAGUGCUAUCUUCACUCUUAUAGUGGUGGAUCAAAUGAAGGAAGUUGACAACACUUUGACAAUCAUUAUUGUCUCAGCGUUGGGUGGAGUCAUAGGCCUAGUUAUCAUUGUCAUGGUGAUAAAGGCUGUUGUUGUUCACUUCCUGCAGAAGGAUGAUGAGAAGAAUAAAGAGUGCCUAGUGAGCUCCUCAGGGAAUGACAACACAGAAAAUGGUCUUUCAGGAGCCAAAAAUGAAAACAAAGGGACACCAAAGGCUUGAACAAAAUGUUAAGUAUGCCUACAUGUUUGUAUAUAUGUUAGACAAAUGUACACACUCAGCGAAAAAUCAGUUAUCUUACUAGUGGCUAACAAAAACAACUUGUAAAAAUGUCUAUUUUAAAUCAUGCUUGAGAUUUGGGAAGUGUGAAGUGUGCAUAGGCCUGAAUCUCUCUCACUUACCAUGGUAGCCCAUUUGUUCCACUGUACAGCUUCUGCUCCACUUUCUUCACAGUGCAAUCUCCAAUUUAUGCAGUUGAGGUGUUAUUUUUUUCUAUGUACUUUCUUACUAUCUAAUAACAUUCACACUAUGUUAAAGCAAGAACGUAUCACAAGGCCGAAAUCUUUUUUAUUCACCCAAUGUCAGUAUUCAGUUUCCAAACCAAAACAUGCUUUACAGUCUCAAUUGAGAAGCUACAAUAUGUUUGAUUCUUAGUCUGGAAAUCUACAACUCCAAGUGAAACUUGGACUCAGAUAUACUCAACCAGUGGGAACAAAAAUCUUUGAUGCCACGUUGAACUGCCAUAAUGAAAAACUGCCAGGAUGUCAGUCGAAGAACAGCACAACACUGCUCAAAUUCUUUCCCUUAGCUCUCAAAUGAUAUAAAUGCACCUGAAUGAAAAUAAGCCAGGUGAUAACUGACUAGAUGUUUGGUUAUAAAUAAAAGAUAACAUUUUUGAGUCCCAAUCACAUAAAUUGUUUAUAAAUAAAAUAGGAAGUUUUACAUUUUAAACACUGACCGUAAAAUUUGUAUUUUGCCAUUUUAAACACUGGGCGCUGUUUUACUGAUUAACUGUGUUUGUAGGUAACGAGUAAAUCCCAACUGUUUCCAAAAGAUCUUUUGUCCUGAUCCACUGACAUUAACCUCAGAAAUGCCCAUUUUCAUGUUUACUUCUGGGUCCAGAUUAGACACACUGCUGGUUUGCUUGGGUCAAAGAUUUUCAGUGAAAUGCUGGUUAGCAGGGACUGACAAAUGGGCUUACCUUAGGUGAAUAAAAGAUCCAGUUCUGCACAGGUUUUAUUGUUUUGCUUUAGAUAAACACAGGUGCCUGUUCUGCUUCUGCUCCCUCGGCUGGCGAGAAGAAAAACAGAAAACUUACAUAAAAAAAAGAACCCUAACCAUCAUCAAAGACAAUCCCCAGACUACCCAGCUCCUGAUUGAAAGGAAUGAACUUAAUCAUGCUGCUUCUGACUAAUAACCAAUGCAUUUUGAGCAUGUGCACAUUUUAUAUAGCUUCAUAUAAGAUUAUAUAUUACACCAUAAUACAGGAACAUUUCUGUGUGUCUCUGCUUGGUCCCCUCCACGCUGCCCUGAACUGCAGGAAGCUCUGUCAAUGCUCAUCUCAACACCGCUACAACUGCUUAACGCCAUUUUAGCCACGUCAGGGUUAUUGAAAAAGAACUUUUAGAAUAUUGGCCUCCAAGUUUACUGUAGAAAAAUUAAUAACUGAGAGAAAGUUUACACUGAUUUAAAAAGUAAGAACAUUUUAGCAGCUCUGUUUGAGUGAAAGAAUUGAAAAGACCUGCCAGAGGAGAUUGAGAAGUUGCUUAAUGGCUCAUUAGCAGGAUAUCUGUAUAAGUAUAAGCACAUGCAGCUCAUAAUGCUGAUUUCCAAAUUUGCAUGUGGAUUCAAUGAUAUACAUAUAAGUCAAAGGAAACUUGCCAAACCCAUCAAGAAUAUACAAGUCCAGUAAUAUAGCCUCAGUAGUGCAGGUAGCAUUGUCUUGGGGCAGCUCACUGCAAAAGAAUGUAAAGACUGUUGGGCAGUCAAAUAUUGUCCAAAAUGUAUGUUUUUAUUCAGUACAAAAAAUCUAUCAAAGAAAUAUUAAUAUUAUUCUGAAUUGAAUGUGUGUGUCAUAAGUGCUUGUUGGUCAGCUACAUUAUUUUGUGUACGUCUACAACUGGCCAAAACUGAGCAUGUUAUAGAGUCUAAACUGAUAAAAGCCAAUCACUACUUGCUGUGAUUGUAUUUAAAACCCUGGCCGUUGAAGAUUUUAAACAUUUUGUUCAGACUUCAUAAACAGCCCCAGUGUUGAUCUUAGCUGUUUAAAAGGGACAUCGGUUGAUGUUGCUGAGAGUAAAUUCAGAAAUUUUUAAAUUACACACAUAUAGAAUUUUUUUAAAAGUAAAUGUUUAAAUGUGCACAAUAUAAACACCAGGGCCCG